CGGGGCUGCGGCACAGGCCGGGCGGCACCAUGGCGGCGGCGGCGCCUGCUGCUGCUGCUGCUGCUGCGGCUUCUUCCGAGGCGCCGGCGGCGACUGCGACGGCAGAGCCAGAGGCCGGGGACGAGGACAGUCGCGAGGUCCGAGUGCUGCAGAGCCUGCGGGGCAAGAUCUGUGAAGCGAAAAAUUUAUUGCCAUAUCUUGGACCCAACAAGAUGAGAGAUUGUUUCUGCACCAUAAAUUUGGACCAGGAAGAAGUUUAUCGUACCCAAGUUGUUGAGAAAUCUUUAAGCCCAUUUUUCAGUGAAGAAUUUUACUUUGAGAUUCCAAGAACUUUCCAGUAUUUGUCUUUCUAUGUUUAUGAUAAGAAUGUUUUACAAAGGGACCUUCGUAUAGGAAAAGUAGCCAUCAAAAAAGAAGACCUGUGUAACCACAGUGGUAAAGAAACUUGGUUUUCACUACAGCCUAUUGAUUCCAAUUCAGAGGUUCAGGGUAAAGUUCACCUUGAAUUAAAACUGAAUGAACUGAUAACAGAAAAUGGAACUGUGUGCCAGCAGCUUGUUGUACACAUCAAGGCAUGCCAUGGGUUGCCUCUCAUAAACGGACAAAGCUGUGACCCUUAUGCAACAGUUUCUCUAGUGGGCCCUUCUCGGAAUGACCAAAAGAAGACAAAAGUAAAGAAGAAAACAAGCAACCCGCAGUUUAAUGAAAUCUUUUAUUUUGAGGUAACAAGAUCCAGUAGUUAUACCAGAAAGUCCCAGUUCCAGGUAGAAGAGGAGGACAUUGAAAAGCUGGAGAUUAGGAUCGACUUGUGGAACAAUGGAAACCUGGUCCAAGAUGUUUUCCUAGGUGAGAUUAAGGUCCCUGUGAACGUGUUAAGAAAUGAUUCCUCUCAUCAAGCCUGGUACUUGCUGCAACCAAGAGACAAUGGAAACAAGUCAUCUAAAACGGAUGACCUGGGAUCCCUUCGAUUAAAUAUAUGUUAUACAGAAGACUAUGUGCUUCCUUCAGAGUACUAUGGUCCUUUGAAAACUCUGCUGCUAAAAUCACCAGAUGUUCAGCCGAUAUCUGCCUCAGCUGCUUACAUUUUGGGUGAAAUAUGUCGAGAUAAAAAUGAUGCUGUUUUGCCCCUUGUACGACUGCUGCUCCACCAUGAUAAACUUGUUCCUUUUGCCACUGCAGUGGCUGAAUUAGACUUGAAGGAUAUACAAGAUGCAAACACAAUUUUUAGAGGAAAUUCCUUGGCUACCCGAUGUCUGGAUGAGAUGAUGAAAAUAGUGGGAGGGCACUACCUGAAAGUAACAUUAAAACCUAUUCUAGAUGAGAUAUGUGAAUCCUCAAAAUCCUGUGAAAUUGAUCCUAUUAAAUUGAAAGAGGGAGAUAAUGUAGAAAAUAAUAAGGAGAAUCUGCGCUACUAUGUAGACAAGUUAUUCAGUACAAUUGUAAAGUCAAGUAUGAGCUGCCCCACUGUAAUGUGUGAUAUCUUUUAUUCUCUGAGACAAAUGGCUACUCAAAGAUUUCCUAAUGACCCUCAUGUUCAGUAUUCUGCAGUGAGCAGCUUUGUAUUUCUUCGUUUCUUUGCUGUAGCAGUAGUAUCACCUCAUACUUUUCAUUUGCGACCUCAUCAUCCAGAUCCACAGACAAUUAGGACAUUAACUCUCAUCUCAAAAACCAUUCAAACUUUGGGAAGCUGGGGGAGUCUGUCCAAAAGCAAGUCAAGUUUCAAAGAGACAUUCAUGUGUGAAUUUUUCAAAAUGUUUCAAGAGGAAGGAUAUAUCAUGGCAGUUAAAAAGUUCUUGGAUGAAAUUUCAUCUACUGAAACUAAAGAGUCCAGUGGUACAAGUGAGCCUGUGCACCUGAAAGAAGGUGAGAUGUAUAAAAGAGCUCAGGGAAGAACUCGGAUUGGAAAAAAGAAUUUCAAGAAACGGUGGUUCUGCUUAACAAGCAGAGAGCUCACCUACCACAAGCAGCCAGGUAGCAAAGAUGCAAUUUACACCAUUCCAGUGAAAAACAUUCUUGCUGUGGAAAAACUGGAAGAGAGCUCUUUCAAUAAGAAAAAUAUGUUCCAAGUGAUACAUACGGAGAAACCACUCUAUGUCCAGGCAAAUAACUGUGUAGAAGCUAACGAGUGGAUAGAUGUGCUGUGCAGGGUGAGCCGAUGCAAUCAGAACAGGCUCACUUUUUACCAUCCUUCUGCGUAUCUAAAUGGAAACUGGCUCUGCUGUCUGGAGACCAGUGAAAAUGCUCUCGGCUGCAAGCCAUGUACUGCAGGUGUCCCUGCAGACAUCCAAAUAGAUAUUGAUGAAGACAGAGAAACAGAAAGAAUUUAUUCCCUUUUUACUCUCAGUUUACUUAAGCUGCAGAAAAUGGAAGAGGCUUGUGGAACUAUAGCCGUCUAUCAAGGACCACAAAAAGAGCCAGAUGACUAUUCUAACUUUGUAAUCGAGGAUUCUGUAACAACCUUUAAGACAAUUCAGCAAAUAAAAAGCAUCAUAGAGAAGCUGGAUGAACCUCAUGAAAAGUAUAGGAAGAAAAGAUCGAGUAGUGCAAAAUAUGGGAGCAAGGAAAAUCCAAUUGGUGGGAAAACAACUUAAGUGUUUGACCAAUUGAUUCAGAAGAACUGGAAAAUAUUAUUUUUGUCAGAGUUUUUCAAUUCAUCUUAUACUUUGUUCAAAGUAUUUAAGAAUGAACAUUGACUUCAAUGUCACCUGCAUCCACGUUGUAUUUAAUAUUUAAUAAUCGAAAUUAACUGCUUGGGAAUCCUGGUAUUGAUGUAUUCCUAGAGAAUUUAAAACCCAAGAUUCCCUUCAUAUCUUAUGUGUUGAAAGCCAUGUUUCUGCAACUUCUUUUUAAUAGAGUCUUCCUAAAGAAAAGAAGCUUUGUAACAAAAGGAGAAGCCCCUCCAUAGCAAGAAACCAUCUCUUCUUGUAACACUCGGUGUUCUGUGGACUUUUCACUACCAUUAGUGCCUGCUCUGUACUGCCAACAUUGUGUUUUACUAGGAAAUCCUAAUCCAUGACUAUUCAGAGCUUUCCAUUUAGUUCAUCUAGACUCUCUCUCUUCAAAAAAGAAAAAAAAAAAAAAAAAAAGAUUUCCUUUGGUCCAACGGUCAUUACAGUUUCCAUUACGGACAGUGACAGAAACGUUCAAAAACUGCCAGAGCAUCCUUUUGCCUAUUUAGAGAUGUAAACAGAACUCAGAAAGGAGGAAUCAGGGAACAGGUACUGUUGUGUGCAUCUUGUUUACAUUUGGGAUGAGUGAUUGGCAAAGGAAAUAAAAUGAGACCACUAAAUUUUU
Phacochoerus africanus (Common warthog) is the source of this 3294-nucleotide messenger RNA. It is a transcript of the gene RASA2, whose product is annotated as RAS p21 protein activator 2. The record is from RefSeq and is a predicted model, not a curated record. NCBI's taxonomy places the organism in Eukaryota, Metazoa, Chordata, Mammalia, Artiodactyla, Suidae. The transcript is spliced from 24 exons. Gene Ontology annotation, biological process: negative regulation of Ras protein signal transduction; intracellular signal transduction; regulation of GTPase activity. The coding region runs from base 30 to 2591 and encodes 853 amino acids. Gene Ontology annotation, molecular function: phospholipid binding; GTPase activator activity.